UGUAUAAAAUGAAAUUGAAGAAAUUUUAAUUAGAAUUAAAUAUAUUUUAUUAUGAGCACUAAGACAACUGAAGAACAGCCAAUUUUUGACUUCAUUCCUUCUAACCAUGAUGAGCUGGAUAAAAUUAUUCAGAGUCAAGCAGUUCAAGCUCCAAUGCUCUUUGUUGAUUUUGAAUCAACCCGAAAACCAUUGCUUUUGCCGCCCCAGAAUAUGGACACGGAGGCCAGUUUUGAGGCAGUUCAAUCAUUUCUCAGCAAUUUAUCCAAUGUUUUAAAACAAACUGUGGCUGAUCCAUCCAAAAAGCAGUUAGAGAAAGCUUCUGAUGAUGAUAAUAAAGAGAAUAAACAGCCCAAUGAUAGCUCUCAUGAUAAACAGAGCACUACCUCAGAAUCUUCAUCAGGGCACCAAAAUUUGGACAUUUCUUCUUCCGGUUCUAAGAAAUCAAAAAUAAAGAUAACAUCAGCUAAGAAUACUGAACAAGUUGAGAUAGAGAAAGACUCUAAUAGUAUGAACUUCCUGGAUGAUGUCCCAGCUGAGCCUUCCUGUGCCUUGCUUAAAGAAUACAAGUUCUCCUUCAGCUAUCAAUCUAGCAAAGGACCUGGGAGGAGGAAAAGGUUCAUUCACUGAGGAUAUGGAAAAUGAGAUAAGAAGUUCCACAAAGCAUGGAAUUUUGUAGACCAUGCAAGAGUUCACCUAGGCAUCAAGCCUUACAGGUGAUCUAAGUGCGAGAAAAGCUUCACGCAGAAGGGUAACUUAAAGAAGCAUGAGAAGACCCACUCUAAAUAACUUAAUCUGUAAUAUAAUUAAGCAUAUA
Messenger RNA from Moneuplotes crassus, 814 nucleotides. The record is from the annotation of a GenBank genome assembly. NCBI's taxonomy places the organism in Eukaryota, Ciliophora, Spirotrichea, Euplotida, Euplotidae.